This is a messenger RNA of Rubroshorea leprosula, 4555 nucleotides long. NCBI's taxonomy places the organism in Eukaryota, Viridiplantae, Streptophyta, Magnoliopsida, Malvales, Dipterocarpaceae. The record is from the annotation of a GenBank genome assembly.
GUAAUUAAUCUCUACGCUUCUUUCUCUGCAAUUAGUCCUUGAGAGCAUCUCUCUCUAGAAUAUCGAGUAUUGUUGACUUGAGCGUCGGAGUGUUUUCCCGAGGAAACAUCCUUGGGAUUUUCAGGUGUAGAAGCAGCUGAGGAUUUCAACAGUGUUGGACUGCGAAGCUGCCUAAACAUUUGGCGCCGUCUGUGAGAACUGAACAAGAAGUUGUGUAGCUUAACUUGCUAAAAGGCAAAAUGGUUCGUACUUUUAUAGGAGGUCGCCCUCCAAGAAAUGAAAUGGAUGAACAGAAGGACACUCAACUGACUGAACUCGGCUUGAAUGACUUUAGGCCAAUACCAAGAAACCUUUUCGUAGGGGGAGCAGAACAGGAUCAAUUAAGUGGAACAGAUGCUGAUGAAAGAACACCAACAAGGUAUGCAACUCAACCCGAACAUUUCCAAAUUCCAACAGGAACAAGGCAAAGACAUCUGAGACUAGGUGACUCACAACAUGAACGAUCUGAAAGGGAUGCACAGACAGCUGUGGUUGUUGCAACUCGAAACUCACCCGCGUUGAGUAAUAUAGUAGUGCCGACCAAACCGAGAGGAAGUGGGAAGCUAAAUAACGAGCCCAGCUCAUCCAAACAUAGUGAAGAACUGAUGAGAAAGAACGUAGACCUUGAAAGGCAGCUGCGGGAUGUACAAAAAUCCAUUGACGAGCUAAAAAGUCCCAGGUCGCACCAACAGACCCUUGAUUUGGAUAGUGCUCCACUAAACCUAUCCAUCACAGCAGAACCGUAUCAAGAGGGAUUCAAAAUUCCCCACUUGGAGACAUAUGAUGGCUCAGGCGAUCCAGAUGAGCAUCUGCACACCUAUCAAGCCAUCAUGAGAAUCCAAAAUGCCAAUGAUGCCAUGAUGUGCAAAGUGUUUCCUACGGCACUGAAGUCAACAGCCAGAAGAUGGGAGAUCAAACGCACAGCAACCGAGCUGAUGCAAGUUCAUCAGAAGGAAGGGGAAUCUUUGAGGGAUUACAUGCAGCGGUUCAACAAAGCCACCUUAGACAUUGAUAACGUCCUCGAUACCAUCUGCUUGUCUGCCUUGCUGCAUGGCUUGAGGCGUGGCUGGUUCCUAGACGAUCUGCUAGAAAACCCGUCGAAGACGUGGAACGAAGUGAAUGACAAGUCGGCUAGUUUCUUACUGUCAGAAGAUUUCCAGUCGUCCAAGCGACGAGCUGAUGAUAAGCAGAGUAAAAGCCAAGAACAACCACCAAGGAGAGAGGAAAAGAAAAAGCAAAAAGUCAACGAACAGUGGGGGAAGCCAGCUGACUUUUCGAAGUAUGCUAACUACGUCCCUUUGACCUUGCCGAGGUCUCAAAUUCUAGCACAAAUCCAGUACUGGAUUCGAAGACCCCCACCCUCGCUGCAUGAUCCCCCAAAAGCAGAUAAGAGUAAACAUUGUGACUACCAUCAUGAUAACCAAUCUCCUUCUAAGCAAGGCAGAGCGUACAGAGGCUGCCAAUUCAAUAGGCGAGGCCAAGGUCAGAGACCUGCCACCCAGAACCAAAAAGACAGGAGAGGAGUUGGAUGCAGUAGGAUACCCUCGCCGUUUGGCACAAUCAACAUGAUCUCUGGUGGUAUGCACUCAGGGGGCCAAAGUGCCCGGGCCCGUAAGGUGUAUGCCCGGCAGGUGAUGACCGUUAACCAAAACAAGCCCUUGAAGCGGCCGUUCGAGGAGGCGGAGUGGGAGAAUGUGGCCAUCACAUUCAGCCCGGUAGAUUAUAAGCAAGCAGACGGAGAGCCCAACGUUAUGAUGCCUCAUGCAGAUCCAUUUGUGGCAACGGUCCAUAUAGGCAAUCAUAACGUCAACAAGGUCUUUAUUGAUAUGGGUAGCUCGCCAGAUAUUCUUUAUUGGAGCUAUUUCCAAAAGAUGCAGCUGAAUCCGAGCUCGCUGCAGAAAUAUGAAAGGCCCAUCUACGGGUUCAAUAAUCAGCCCGUCCCGGUUGAAGGAGUCAUUACUUUACCCAUCUAUGUGGGCUCAGAACCGCGCUUUAAGAUGGCUUCUGUUAGCUUUCUGGUAGUCAAGAUGGAGUCAGCUUUUAAUGCUAUAUUAGGAAGGGCUACCCUGUGCGAGCUGAAGGCUGUUAUCUCACAACCCCAUCUCUGCAUGAAAUUCCCAACGCCUCAGGGGGUAGGAGUGCUAAAGGGGAAUCAGAAGAUGGCCAGGGUAUGUUAUCAAGAUACAUUUAAGAAGGUUCAGCUCGCUGUAGCCCCAAGAGGCUCCUCUGAAAGCAAUAGGCCGACUCAGCCCGGCCAACAGACAAUAAGCAUAUCGGACAUUGAGCAUCGACUUGAGGGUGUCGAGCAAAAAGCAGAGCCAAUAAAGCUAGUAGAGAUAGUUCCUCUAAACCCCAAUGCAAGCUUUAUCAGGAGAGUGGAAUACUCUGAGUGGGUAUCCAUCCCGGUGCUCGUCAAAAAACCAAAUGGCAAGUGGAGGAUGUGUAUUGACUUCACCAACUUAAACGAGGCAUGUCCAAAAGACCCUCAUCCAUUGCCAAAUGUGGAGAAGCUAGUAGAGCGGGCAGCCGGGCAUGAGCGGAUGAGCUUUCUUGACGCUAGCUCGAGGUAUCACCAGGUUCAAUUGCUGCUGGAUGACCAGGAGAAAACAACUUUCUAUGCUGGUGACGCAAUCUACUACUAUGUCAUAAUGCCAUUUGGCUUAAAAAAUACUGGCAUGAAGCUGAAUCCCCUGAAGUGCACAUUCGCUGUAGAAUCAAAAAAAUUCUUAGGGUACGUGGUAUCCAAGAAAGGAAUUGAAGUGAACCCAGAGAAGGUUAUGGCCGUUCAGCAGAUGGAGCCUCCUAGGACUGUAAAGGAUGUGCAGUGCCUGACAGGUCGUAUAGCUGCAUUGCACAGGUUCAUAACCAGGUUGGCGGAAAGGUGUCUCCCAUUCUUCAAAGCCCUGCGAGAGGCCAAGAACUUUCAAUGGACCGACAAGUGUCAGCGGGCGUUUGACGAGCUCAAGCAAUAUUUGGCAUCAGCACCCCUACUGUCCAAGCCUAUGGAAGGGGAGAAUUUAUACCUGUACCAGGGGGUUACAGAAGAGGCAGUGGGCUCAAUUUUGCUCAGGGAGGAGAAUAAGAAUCAGAAGCCUAUCUGCUAUUUGAGCAAGGUUUUACAAGGUGCCGAGCAGAACUACCUACUAGCAGAAAAGGCUGCUUUUGCCCUGGUUUACACAACUCACUUUUUGGUGGAGUGCAUCUCAACGACUGGGGAAGAAAAAGCACUCGAGCAACCAGUCUGGGUCUUGUAUGUUGAUGGAGCUGCUAACAUUAAAGGAUCGGGUGCUGGGGCUGUGUUGUUGGGCCCAGACGGCUUUAAAUCCGAGCACGGCCUGAGGUUUAAAUUUCAGACCACUAAUAACGCGGUGGAGUAUGAAGCGUUCAUUUAUGGAUUGAAAUUGGUGUCCGAGCUGAAGGUACAGAGCAUUCAGGUUUUUAGCAACUCUCAGCUCGUUGUGGGCCAGGUGAAAGGCAACUGUGAGAUCAGGGAUCCUCAGCUGGGUCGUUACGCUUCUCUGGUUAAUAGAUUCAAGUCAGGAUUUGUUUCUUUCCAAAUCGAUAAAAUACCAAGAGCAGAUAACCACCGAGCUGACGAGCUGUCAAAGUUGGCCUCCUCGCAAGACCUUAAUCCUCAAAGGUCAACAAUUGUCAAAGUGCUUGACACACCGAGUUACACUGAUUUCACAGUUGAGUGUCAGCUGCUUAGCACAGAUCCCUCUUCACCGAGCUGGACUACCCUGCUCAUAACUUAUCUGCAAAGUGGCGAGCUACUUGAAGAUCCGUCCGUUGCAAAAUUGAUUAAACUUCGGGUGGCACAUUUCACUUUGUCGGGUAACCAGCUCUACAAACGAGCAGCUUCAAUGCCCCUAUUGCGUUGCCUCACUCCUUAUGAAGCUGAAUACGCUGUGAGAGAAGUUCAUGAAGGAGUAUGUGGCACACACAUAGGUGGUAGAACUUUAGCUCGGAAACUCUUGAGGCAUGGGUAUUACUGGCCAACUAUGGUUGAGGACACACAGAACUAUGUCAAAAAGUGCCCGACAUGCCAGUUCAACGCUGACAACAUUCACAUGCUAAGAGAAAUGGUAUCAUCACCCUCAUCUCCUUGGCCAUUUGCUCAAUGGGGAGUCGAUUUGCUCAGGCCUUUUGUCAAAGGCAGGGGAGGCUACACUUACCUAGUUGUCGCUGUGGAUUACUUCACCAAAUGGAUAGAAGCUAAACCAUUGUCCACGACAACAGAGAAGAAAAUAGAAGAAUUCCUGUUCCAUUCAAUUUUAUGCAGGUUUGGCAUACCCAAACGAAUCAUCGCUGACAAUGGUCCACAGUUCCGAGCCGCGGCUCUGAGGUCGUUCUGUAACGAUUAUGGCAUUGAGCUCGCGCUGACAUCUGUGUACACUCCAUAGUCAAAUGGACAAGUUGAGUUCGUCAAUAAAAUCAUCUUGCGAGGCCUUAAGACGCGUGUUUCAGUUGCACAAUCUAAUUGGGUUGACAAGCUCAAUAAAGUCCUUUGGUCAUG